UCUUCCUUCCUCCUGUGCCGUCCCGUGCUCGGCCAGGACUGGGGCGGGGGGACUCCGCGCGCGCAGCGAGCUUGGCCGGGCUAGGCGCUCCGCUCCUGGAGGCGCACACCUUGGGCCGUGGCGGUGGCGGCGGUGGCAGCGGCAGCGGCAGGCUGGGAAACUUUGCCCCUUUGUGCGCUCCGCCCCGGAGGCGGCGGGCAGGCAGCGUAGCCUUCUCCACCAUCCUGACCCAGGGAGGGAGACCUGUCAGGAGGAAACUCCUCACCCUAAUCUGCCCCACCACACACCCAUUGGCUCGCCUCAUGCCUGAGCCCCGGGUGGGUGAGGGUGAAGAACCCACCCAGCCAAGAUGAAACCUUUCCUGGGGGCUGCUGCUGCUACUGUCUUGUCCCUGAUCCGGGGGCCCUGCAGGUGGGAGACUGGUCCUGGAAGGAGCCCUGGCAGCCGGCUGCAGCGGAGGUGAAGAGGGUUCAAGAAGAGACACUCAUUCCAGAGGCCGAAGCUUCUUGCCGUCACCCUUGUAGACUUGUUUAGGAGAGAACGACCUGUUGGUGGCAUUUGCUGGCAUCAGGAGACUGGACAGUAGUUUAACCCAGCACCUAUGCUCCCUUCCCUGGCAACCUCAGCAUCAUGAGCCAGUUUCAGGUGCCCUUGGCGGUCCAGUCGGACCUCCCAGGCCUUUAUGAUUUCCCGCAGGGCCAGGUGAUGGUAGGGGGCUUCCAGGGGCCUGGGCUUCCUAUGGCUGGGAGUGAGACCCAACUGCGAGGGGGUGGAGAUGGGCGAAAGAAAAGAAAAAGGUGUGGGACCUGUGAGCCCUGCCGGCGGCUGGAAAACUGUGGGUCUUGCACUAGCUGCACCAAUCGCCGCACGCACCAGAUCUGCAAACUUCGCAAGUGUGAGGUGCUGAAGAAAAAAGUGGGGCUUCUUAAAGAGGUGGAAAUAAAGGCUGGUGAAGGAGCAGGGCCUUGGGCACAAGGGGCGACUGUCAAGACAGGCUCAGAGCUCAGCCCAGUUGAUGGACCUGUUCCAGGUCAGAUGGACUCAGGGCCAGUGUACCAUGGAGAUUCAAGGCAGCUAAACACCUCAGGGGCGCCGGUCAAUGGUGCUAGAGAGCCCGCCGGACCCAGUCUGCUGGGAGCUGCAGGUCCUUGGCGGGUAGACCACAAGCCCGACUGGGACGCUGCCUCAGGCUCUGCUCACACUGCUCGUUUGGAAGAUGCCCACGACCUGGUGGCCUUUUCGGCCGUGGCCGAAGCUGUGUCCUCUUAUGGGGCCCUUAGCACCCGGCUCUAUGAAACCUUCAACCGUGAGAUGAGUCGCGAGGCUGGGAACAGCAGGGGCGCCAGACCUGAGAGCUGUUCUGAGGGCAGUGAAGACCUCGACACGCUACAGACAGCCCUGGCGCUUGCGAGGCAUGGCAUGAAACCACCCAACUGCAACUGCGAUGGCCCAGAGUGCCCCGACUACCUCGAGUGGCUGGAGGGGAAGAUCAAGUCUGUGGCCAUGGAGGGAGGGCAGGAGCGGCCCAGACUCCCAGGCACUCUGCCUCCUGGUGAGGCUGGCCUCCCAACCCCAAGUACCAGACCACUCCUUAGCUCUGAGGUCCCCCAGGUACCUCCUCUGGAGGGCCUGCCUCUGUCUCAGAGUGCCUUGAGCAUUGCCAAGGAAAAAAACAUCAGCCUGCAGACAGCCAUCGCCAUCGAGGCCCUCACACAGCUCUCCUCUGCCCUCCCUCAGCCUUCCCAUUCCACCUCCCAGGCGUCCUGUCCACUCCCUGAGGCCUUGUCCCCUUCUGCCCCUUUCAGGUCUCCCCAGUCCUACCUCCGGGCCCCCUCAUGGCCUGUGGUUCCCCCAGAGGAACAUCCAUCCUUUGCUCCCGAUAGCCCAGCCUUUCCUCCAGCAACUCCAAGAACUGAGUUUCCCGAAGCUUGGGGUACUGACACCCCUCCAGCAACACCCCGGAACUCCUGGCCUGCGCCCCGCCCAAGCCCUGACCCUAUGGCUGAACUGGAGCAGCUAUUGGGCAGUGCCAGUGAUUACAUCCAGUCAGUAUUCAAGCGGCCCGAGGCCCUGCCCACCAAGCCCAAGGUCAAGGUUGAGGCCCCCUCUUCCUCCCCUGCCCCGGCACCAUCCCCUCUUUCCCAGAGGGAGGCUCCCCUGCCCUCCCCAGAGCCUGAUGCCCACCAGAAGGCCCAGACGGCACUGCAGCAGCACCUCCACCAUAAGCGCAGCUUGUUCCUGGAGCAGGCCCAUGAUGCCUCCUGCCCUGCUCCCACAGAGCCUCAGGCUCCUGGCUGGUGGGCCCCACCAGGCUCACCGGCCCCACGACCUCCUGACAAACCACCCAAGGAAAAGAAGAAGAAGCCCCCUACCCCAGCUGGAGGUCCUGUGGGAGCUGAGAAAACCACCCCUGGGAUCAAGCCCAGUGUCCGAAAGCCCAUUCAGAUCAAGAAAUCCAGGUCCCGGGACAUGCAGCCUCUCUUCCUGCCUCUUCGGCAGAUUGUUCUCGAAGGGCUAAAAUCCCAAGCCUCAGAGGAUGUGCAGGAUCCUCCGCCUGCCCAGCUCCCUGCCCCGCCUCCCGCCUCCCAGGGUGCUGCCUCCCAGAGCUCUGCUGCCCCUCUACCCCCAGAACCUUCUCUUGCGCUAUUUGCACCUAGUCCCUCUGGGGACAGCCUGCUGCCCCCUACUCAGGAAAUGAGGUCCCCCAGCCCUAUGACAGCCCUACAGCCAGGCUCCACCGGUGGCCCCCUUCCUCCUGCUGAUGACAAGCUGGAAGAGCUCAUCCGGCAAUUUGAAGCUGAAUUUGGGGAUAGCUUUGGGCUUCCGGGCCCUCCUUCGGUGCCCAUUCAAGACCCUGAGAGCCAAACAACAUGUCUCCCAGCUCCGGAGAGCCCUUUCGCCACCCGCUCCCCCAAGAAGAUCAAGAUUGAGUCUUCGGGGGCUGUGACUGUACUCUCAACCACCUGCUUUCAUUCGGAGGAGGGCAGCCAGGAGGCCACGCCCACCAAGGCCGAGAACCCACUCACACCCACCCUCAGUGGUUUCUUGGAAUCGCCUCUGAAGUACCUGGACACGCCCACCAAGAGUCUUCUGGACACGCCUGCCAAGAGGGCCCAGGCCGAAUUUCCCACCUGCGAUUGUGUCGAACAAAUAGUGGAGAAAGAUGAAGGCCCAUAUUACACUCACCUGGGAUCUGGCCCCACAGUAGCCUCUAUCCGGGAACUCAUGGAGGAGCGGUAUGGAGAAAAGGGGAAAGCUAUCCGGAUCGAGAAGGUUAUCUACACAGGGAAGGAGGGGAAGAGCUCUCGAGGUUGUCCCAUUGCCAAGUGGGUGAUCCGAAGACACACACUGGAGGAGAAGCUGCUGUGCCUGGUGCGUCAUCGGGCAGGCCACCAUUGUCAGAACGCCGUGAUUAUCAUCUUGAUUCUGGCCUGGGAGGGCAUCCCUCGCAGCCUUGGAGACACCCUCUACCAGGAGCUCACCGAUACCCUCCGGAAGUACGGGAAUCCUACCAGCCGGAGAUGUGGCCUCAAUGAUGACCGGACCUGCGCUUGCCAAGGCAAAGACCCCAACACCUGUGGUGCCUCCUUCUCCUUCGGUUGUUCCUGGAGCAUGUACUUCAAUGGCUGCAAAUACGCUCGGAGCAAGACGCCACGCAAGUUCCGCCUCACGGGGGACAAUCCCAAGGAGGAGGAAGUGCUCCGGAAUAGCUUCCAGGACCUGGCCACUGAAGUUGCUCCCCUGUACAAGCGGCUUGCCCCCCAGGCCUAUCAGAAUCAGGUGACCAAUGAGGAAGUGGCGAUCGACUGCCGUCUGGGGCUGAAGGAAGGGCGGCCCUUCUCAGGGGUCACAGCCUGCAUGGACUUCUGUGCCCACGCCCACAAGGACCAACAUAACCUCUACAAUGGGUGCACAGUGGUCUGCACCCUGACCAAGGAAGACAAUCGCUGCGUGGGCCAGGUCCCCGAGGACGAGCAGCUGCACGUACUACCCCUCUACAAGAUGGCCAACACGGAUGAAUUUGGCAGUGAGGAGAGCCAGAAUGCCAAGGUGAGCAGCGGGGCCAUCCAGGUGCUCACCGCAUUCCCGAGAGAGGUCCGGCGUCUGCCUGAGCCUGCCAAGUCUUGCCGCCAGCGGCAGCUAGAAGCCAGGAAGGCAGCAGCCGAGAAGAAAAAACUGCAGAAGGAGAAGCUGAGCACACCAGAGAAGAUCAAGCAGGAGGCUCUGGAGUUGGCUGGCGUCACCACUGACCCAGGCCUGUCUCUGAAAGGCGGAUUAUCGCAGCAAAGCCUGAAGCCCUCCAUCAAAGUGGAGCCUCAAAACCACUUCAGCUCCUUCAAGUACAGUGGCAAUGCAGUGGUGGAGAGCUACUCGGUGCUAGGCAGCUGCCGGCCCUCCGACCCCUACAGCAUGAGCAGUGUGUAUUCCUAUCACUCUCGCUAUGCACAGCCCGGCCUGGCCUCCGUCAACGGCUUCCACUCCAAGUACACACUUCCCUCCUUUGGCUACUAUGGCUUUCCAUCUAGCAACCCUGUCUUCCCCUCCCAGUUCCUAGGCCCCAGUACCUGGGGACAUGGGGGCAGUGGGAGCAGUUUUGAGAAGAAGCCAGACCUCCAUGCUCUACACAACAGCCUGAACCCGGCCUACGGUGGUGCUGAGUUUGCCGAGCUGCCUGGCCAGGCUGUUUCCACAGAUACCCACCACCCCACCCCUCACCACCAGCAGCCUGCUUACCCAGGCCCCAAGGAAUAUCUGCUACCCAAGGUCCCCCAGCUCCACCCAGCAUCCAGGGACCCCUCCCCCUUUGCUCAGAGCUCCAGUUGCUACAACAGAUCCAUCAAGCAAGAGCCAGUAGACCCUCUGACCCAGGCUGAGUCUGUGCCCAGAGACUCUGGUAAGAUGGGCAGAACACCCUUACCCGAGGCAUCUCAGAAUGGGGGACCCAGUCAUCUGUGGGGACAGUACUCAGGAGGCCCAAGCAUGUCCCCCAAGAGGACUAACAGUGUGGGUGGCAACUGGGGAGUGUUCCCUUCUGGGGAAAGCCCCGCUAUUGUUCCAGACAAGCUCAAUUCUUUUGGGGCCAGCUGUCUGCCCCCUUCACACUUCCCAGACAGCCAGUGGGGACUGUUCACUGGUGAAGGCCAGCAGUCGGCCCAUCCUGGAGAACGGCUUCGAGGCAAACCCUGGAGCCCCUGCAAGUUUGGGAACAGCACUUCGGCCUUGACUGGUUCCAGCCUGACUGAGAAGCCGUGGGGGGUUGGAGCAGGGGAUUUCAGCUCUGCCCUGAAAGGUGGUCCUGGGUUCCAAGACAAGUUGUGGAAUCCUGUGAAAGUCGAGGAGGGAAGGAUUCCCACACCGGGGGCCAGCCAGCUGGACAAAGCCUGGCAGGCCUUUGGCAUGCCCUUGGGCUCCAGUGAGAAGCUGUUUGGGGCCCUGAAGUCGGAGGAGAAGCUGUGGGAUCCAUUCAGCCUGGAGGAGGGGACAGCUGAAGAGCCCCUAAGCAAGGGGGUGAAGGAAGAGAAGAGUGGCCCAGGAGUGGAAGAGGAGGAGGAGCUGUGGUCAGACAGCGAACACAACUUCCUGGAUGAGAACAUUGGUGGAGUGGCCGUGGCCCCUGCCCACUGCUCCAUCCUCAUAGAGUGUGCCCGGCGAGAGCUUCAUGCCACCACGCCACUCAAGAAACCCAACCGCUGCCACCCCACCCGCAUCUCGCUGGUCUUCUACCAGCACAAGAACCUCAACCAGCCCAACCACGGGCUGGCGCUCUGGGAGGCCAAGAUGAAGCAGCUGGCUGAGCGGGCGCGGCAGCGGCAGGAGGAGGCUGCGCGCCUGGGCCUGGGCCAGCAGGAGGCCAAGCUCUAUGGGAAGAAGCGCAAAUGGGGGGGUGCUAUGGUGGCCGAGCCCCAGCACAAAGAAAAGAAGGGGGCUGUCCCCACCCGGCAGGCGCUGGCCAUGCCCACAGACUCAGCGGUCACCGUGUCCUCUUACGCCUACACAAAGGUCACUGGCCCCUACAGCCGCUGGAUCUAGGUGCCAGGAGCCAGCGUACCUCAGCGUCGGGCCCGGCCCGAGCUGCCUCUGUGGUGCUUUUGCCCUCAUGCCCGGGGGCGGGUUGGGGGUGCAGAAGUCUCUCUAUAUCUACAUAUAUGGAUAUGCCUAUCAUAUAUAUGUAUUUAUGGUCCAAACCUCAGAACUGACCCGCCCCUCCCUCCCUACUUCCCCAGCACUUUGAAGAAGAAACUACGGCUGUCGGGUGAUUUUUUUUUCGUGAUCUUAAUAUUUAUAUCUCUACAUUGUUUUUAUUUUUCCCCUUGUUUUGAGGGGCUUUUAAUUUCUCUUUGUUUUUAAAACUUUAUCCUUGUAUAUCACAAUAAUGGAAAGAAAGUUUAUAGUGUCCUUUCACAAAGGAGCGUAGUUUUAAAUUCCAUUUAAAAUGUGUAUUUAUUGGGUUUUUUUUUUAAAGCGACAAUAGUAAUGGUUACAGAUGGGCAGGAAAGGCCGUCAGUGCUUCCUGCCGGGCGAGCCCAGUCUCCUGGGAGCUGCAGGUUCUCCCAGCUAUCUGCCCCCCACAAACCAAGGUUAGCAUGUAGCCCUGGUCUAUCCCUCCUUCCCACAGGCCGGGGAGCCUUUGGGACCACCCCGUUCCCCUCUGUGGAAUGGGAGAAGCUGUAGACAUCUGGGGGCCCGGCCUGGAGAUGCUGGUGUUUGAUGUCCCCAGAAACCAGGUUGGAAGUAGACAGCUUCAAGCUUGCUAGUCUCCACACUGAAUCCUCUCUGUCCGUUAUUUAUCAAGUCAUAUGAUGUCCUGGUUCGCUAGGCAGCACCUCACGCUGGAGCAGGAGUCGAGAGGCUCCUAGUAGCCCUUCCCGUCUCAUUGGUAAAGCCAGUGAGUACCAGGCUGAAGGAGGCUUAGUGGCAGUUUCUUUACAAAAUCGCCCCAAAGUUUGUCAAUACUGAAAAAGGGCUACUGUAUCUUUGAAAACAAGAAGUUGAACCCAAGCUGUGAAGAGCCAGCGUGCUGUACGGUGCUGUAGGGUGCGGUGCUGUGUGGUGCUGUGCAGUG
Molecule: messenger RNA, 7063 nt
Organism: Microtus oregoni (creeping vole)
Lineage: Eukaryota; Metazoa; Chordata; Mammalia; Rodentia; Cricetidae
Gene: Tet3
Product: tet methylcytosine dioxygenase 3
Exons: 12
Coding region: 631-6030 (1799 amino acids)
Biological process (GO): oxidative demethylation; positive regulation of transcription by RNA polymerase II
Cellular component (GO): nucleus
Molecular function (GO): DNA binding; zinc ion binding; DNA 5-methylcytosine dioxygenase activity
Source: RefSeq, a predicted model, not a curated record